GCACCAGAUCGACUGGACCAUCCUUUCAUCCCCGACGAGAGACUCGUGCUCGAGAAAAAGAAUAACAUAUACACGUGCGACAGGUGCGGAAAGGACCAUCUUACUGCCGCCGAGGGUACCUGGAUCUCCAACAGCACGCGCCAGAUGGUCGCUCAGAAUAGACCUCAGGCUUACAUCAACGGUGCCAACAUGGGGUGGCAUUGCGCUGUCUGCUGGAUACGCCACCUCGAGGACAAUGGCCUCCCUGCGCCUGCCGGGACGAAGCUCGCCGACAGAGUCAGGGAACACGAGCAGCAGAUGUCGGGAACCAGCAACGACAGAGCGAGCGCCCUCCCUUCCCUGGGGCACCUUCCGCUUGGCUACGGCUGCAACCCCCUGGCGGACACGUGGAGGUUAGCCGAUCUCUUCAUGGAGCCGACGGGCACGAAG
Messenger RNA from Prorocentrum cordatum, 429 nucleotides. NCBI's taxonomy places the organism in Eukaryota, Dinophyceae, Prorocentrales, Prorocentraceae. The record is from the annotation of a GenBank genome assembly.